AACCGAAACUUCAGAGUGACUUAAGAUGUACAUCCGUGUAUGAGUAUAAAUAUUUACUACCAUAAUGUAAACAAUUUACACACAUAAUACAGGCGGAAGGUUUGUUUGCUUCUCCGCCCACAACCUAUUGUUGUUACUCCGCCCACUUUUAGGAGCAAAUUGGCGACUUUAUGGUUUUAGUUUGUCAAAAUCGCACUGACUGGAACGACUCGACAUGAGCACAAGACGACACCUAACACGCGAAACAUGUGGACAAAAGUGAGAAACAACAGCAGAUAUCCUCUCGAUGAACCACAGGAACACAACCUCACACAGAUUAGAUCUCCGGUGUUUUCAUGGCUUCCCUUCAGCUCAGAAAGAAAUGGCUCAAUAACUGCCAAUCCACCUGCUCACGAUGGGAACCCUGCUGAAAGAACCAGUGGCAUCAUACCAGGUGCGAUAGCUGGAGCAGUGUUCAUUGGCUUUCUGUUAGCCCUAUAUGCCGUCCUCUGGAAGUGCAUGGUUACACAACCUAAAAGGAGGAAAAGAAGAAGUAUAAAGGGUCGUGAACAGAGGUCACUCAGGUGCUGACUUGGGGAUAGAAAGCGUCCUCAAGUUUUACUAACUGAUCUGAGGUCAGAUUUUACCAUGUAUCGGAACUUAGUCUCAUAAACUGUGUUUAUGCACACAUUGUUUUAGACUAAUGGACUAUUUCAUGGAUGAGGAAACUUAAUCCCAGUGUUUUCUAGUUCUGUAAGGUCAAAGACGAUCAGUGUCUGUUUAUUUCCAUAAGUCAUCCGUCUGUAGACUUUAUCCGCUAAGACCUAGGGAGUUACAUUUCGGGAAAUGGUCAUGGAUAAAAAGUGUAAAUUCAGGAUUUUUUCAUGAAACUUAGUCUUUGAAUAUAUAUUUCAAUUGCACAAGCCCAGACGUCCACUUGGUGUAUUUGUAAGUGGUAUACAACAAGCAAAAGGUCCACUAGAUGGCAUAUGGCACCAACAUAACAUUUAUUUUUUGGUAACAAGUCACCCUAGACAUAUGCGUAAUCUUUCAGUUUUUAAAUGUUUUCUUUAACUGCUGUUAUCUUUGCUAAUUGAUAGAUGAUCAUGCCAUAAGAGACUUGACUGUUGUUUUUUAAACCCUUUGACCAAGAUGAACUCUGCACCAGUGGACUAUAAGUGAGUGAGUGAGUGCAUGUGCAUGUGUUUUUUGCAUGCGUAGCAGUAUUGGCCAUAGAGCAGCAGAAAUCUGGGUUAAAGUUUCAAUAUCCUUGUCUACGUGUGUAUUAACAUACGGAAACAGAUUGCACAUUUUUAUUGUAGGUUGUUUGUUUGCACAGUUUAUGUAUGAGUACACUUUAUUUUUCUACUAAGUUAGGAUUAUUAAUGAGAAUACUGUUUUGCCACUGGUGUGUUGCACUCAUAUUUGAUAUUGUAUGUUAUGAAUGUAUGAGCAUGUUUAAUAAUAGCAUGCUACUGUAGAUGCCUGUUAAUGUGAACUCACUAAUGCCUUACUGUAAGACAAGUUUAAAUAGUACUACAUACUCUGCAUACUAGAAGAUUUGCAAGUACACUGUCAGAGUAUGAGGUACAAGAGCUGUCAUUGGGAUGGUACCCUUUAAAAAUAUCCUGAUACAUACAAUUUUGAGUACAGAUAUGUACCUUUGAGGUAUACUAAUAUGCACCCUUUUAUGUACAAAUGAGUACUUUUUUUAAAGGGUAUCGCCCUGUUUUUGAAAAGAAGGGCAUUAAUUAUACACUUUUUUUUAUUUACAUAAUUCCCACAAUUAAAAAUAAAUGCUAGUUUCAUUUCA
Misgurnus anguillicaudatus (oriental weatherfish) is the source of this 1792-nucleotide messenger RNA. NCBI's taxonomy places the organism in Eukaryota, Metazoa, Chordata, Actinopteri, Cypriniformes, Cobitidae. The record is from RefSeq and is a predicted model, not a curated record.